Molecule: messenger RNA, 3844 nt
Organism: Aedes aegypti (yellow fever mosquito)
Lineage: Eukaryota; Metazoa; Arthropoda; Insecta; Diptera; Culicidae
Product: tyrosine-protein kinase PR2
Exons: 2
Coding region: 2255-3697 (480 amino acids)
Source: RefSeq, a predicted model, not a curated record
AUCCUAGACCGACCGGGGAUCGAACCCAGACACCUUCAGCAUGGCUUUGCUUAAUUGCCGCGGACUUUAGCGACUCGGCUGAGAAAGGUCCUUGACUAAGGAGGGCAAGUGAUAAAUCAAUGAAAUAACUUAUCAAAUACUGCACUACAUCGAGUACCAUUUUCGUUUUUUUUUUUUUUUUGAGUCGCUUGGCAAACAAAUAAAAAUUGACUUAAAUGUAUCAACAAUGAAAUUGAAAAGGUGACACAAACUGAAAUUUUAACACUCUCAUAGAUGCAUAUUUAUUGUUAAAGAUUGGAUUGGUUUGAACUCAACACGAAAAAUAUGGAGAAAGGAAUAAUCACUAACUGCUGCAGGGUCAUAAACUAUACUUAUUGUAACAAUUGUUGAAAGCGAAUACUACACUCAAUGAAAAUACAAACGUACACUCACAUACACUUAUCCGCUCAGUUCAACUAGAGUUCUUUCUAACAAAGUAAACAAUCGAAGUUAUUGAAACCGACAACAGGAACAACUGCAAACAUAGUCUGGAUAGCUCCUUUUUUAAAUUACGCUGCAAUGAAAGUGAGAUGCAAAAAUCAAUCAGAACAAAUCGAUCGCACGAAUGCGCACAAAGCUGUUGUACUCUCAACACAGGACGCAGUAGGCCGCCGAACAAAUAGCCCGCGAACACAAUGGCACACACUGAGACAAAUCUCUAUUUACAAUUCAGAACAAUAGUGGUAUAAAUGCGAGGUCUUGUGCUAGCCAGAAUAGUUUCCAUUUUGUUGUGCGAUGUAAUAAAUACGUAAAUUUGAACCGUUGACAACGUUUAGCAAUCGUUCGUUGCUCAGUAAGUUUGUAGAAUUCUUUUAGCCAACUAUUUACACUUACAAACAUUAGAAACCGAUGUGGAUAAUGCUAGGCAAACCUAACAUCAGAUCGAUUUUGCUUUCACAUCACCUCGUCAAGCAAUCAAAGCAGAAAAGAAAUUAGUUCCGAAAAAAAUAAUGGAAAUGAAAAUGCAUGCUCUUAUGAUGUUUACAUUCGUUAGUAAUCUUCAACAGUUUGAGUUUCAUUUUAGCGGUGUUGAUAGCGCAUUAAAUGCAUUCGGUUGUUCCAAGAUGAAAAUAGAUUCUUCCUCUUAAAAAACACUCAGAAAAAAAUAAACUUUACUCUCACUCUCUGAUGUUUCGAAUCGAAACUCAACUUUAGCGCACGCGAGGCAACAAGUUACAAACCAACCAGUUCAGGAAUUUGUUUCAAAAUACCGUAGAAGGCGAAGAAAUAACUUAAUCAGUUAUUCUCGAAACUGGCUAAAAGUGAUAUUUAAACUUAUAAAACUUCGACAUAACAAUGUUCGAAGGAGAAAAAAAACACUACGAUAUUAAGCAUGAUUACUAUUGUAAACUAUCGAUCAAAACUUAAUUACGAUUGUAUCGAAUAAUGGUGGAAAAUGCAAGUUAUUGAAAGACGGGUAUUUCGUUUCGAUUGUUACCAGAGCCAGAGCCUUUUUCUUUAAGGGUUUGUUUGCAGCUAUAGGCAAACUUGAAGUCAUUGGAUCGCUGAAAGUAUAAAAAUUUCUAAUUUCACUUAGAUGAUAAAAAAUGAAUCGUUUCAAAAAGUGAAAUCAGAACGAUUUUUUUUUCUUUUGUUUCUACAUUAACAUUUUCAGUUCGCUUCUUAUCGUUACGCUUUUCACCGAUUCGUCGCCAAUCAACUAACCCACACUAACCCCACAGAAAAAAGGAAAUGUUAGCUUUCAGUUACUUUUAAACUUUUUGUAGGCUUAAGUUUUUUUUAUUUCUAUAUUAAUUUUACGUUCAUACUUUGAUUUCGACUUAAUCCUUGCUCUCCUCGGCCUCUAACCUGAAAAUAAACAAACACACAAAACACUGAACCUUUGCUGCUGAACGCGCUUUGAUUUGGCUCCCUAUCCUUCUGUCCUAUAUUCCUGCUCCUAUUCCGCGUCCCUGUUCCCGGGAAAAUUCUAUCCACUUCACAGAGUACCAUCACCGAAGAGCAUCGUCAGGCCUACAACAGUCUUGUGGAGAACCCUCACGGAGGAGGCAGUUUCCCGCCUGAUCUGAAGUGUUUCACCGCGUCUACGUUACCGCGGUCAAGAUUCAACACAGGCAGCUCUUUCUCGUCCACAACGGGCAGCUUCCGCUUCAAGGAAAUCGACCUUACAACGCCUCCUUCACAUCCUGCUCCGAAGUCACCUGGGCCAUGUAGCGCAGACAGCAACCAAGGAGACGAGUCGAACCCUUUGCGCAUGCUACGGAGUAAGAAUUUCCCUGUAAUUCGUCCGCGCCUCAAGAUCCAAACCCAAAACAGCGUCGAAGAACAUCUGGUAUCGCUUGAUGACAAGGACGGACCAUGUGAGAGCCCCAGCUAUCUAACGAAUCCGGAAUACACGUACAAUAACGCAGCUGCCGGUGGUGGAGAUAUUGAACAGGACUCGACAGCUUCCUCCAACGCUAAUCCUAUUCCCCUACCGCCUCGCGAUCGUAACAAAGUUAUCGCUGCCAAUCCAAAGCGCCAUGUCCGGAAGCAUCCAUUGAUCAUCCCCGCUUCAGGACUACAGCGAACCCUCAAUAAGGUGACCCAAGUCACCCCCGUUGAGGAGAAAAACGACGUAUUCAUUGUGCCAACCGACGAUUCCGUCAAUCUCGAUUCCAAUAACGUACUCCAGAAAUCCUCGUCGGAUUCCUCCAAAUUGAACGAAAUCGGACACUCCUAUGUCAACAACAACAAUCAACUGUUGUCUCAGAAAUCCUACGGCAAGGAUUUUGUCGAGAACAGUUUCUCCAGUGUGAAACCUCUUACGACCCUCCCGGCAACCAUCCCUGCAACAAGUACAAUUCUCACAAGGCGUCGCAUAGAACGGGAUGCCGCCAAUCGGCAAUCUCUCCCUCGCGAUCCAACCUACGAAAAUCUCGACAUCUACCAAACCCACCAAUUCAACAACAACAAUUUCAAUGUCGACACCGCAUCCCUACACUGCGAAUCCAUUCUGGAAAGCGAUUCGGACAAGGUGGCCGACCUAUCGUCUCCAUCGUCGUCGAUUGACGUGGUAGACAGCUUCGCAAGUGCCUUGUACGACAUAGAGAACAAAAAAUCCACCAAGUUGGUCGACGAUGUACUGCGCAAUGUCGACACAAUGGUCGACACGAAAACGAUCGACAAGAAAGGAUUGCUACGAUCGCCACCACCUCCGGCGGGACCAGCGCCCACUUUGAACGCGGCCAUGGUGGAAUCCUUUAGCAAUAGUUUGUCGCGACCUGCUCCGCCGCCUCCUCCGGUAGCGGUUCCGGUGCCAACAGCGACGGCGGCCGCGCCGGUGGCAGUCGACGAAAUCGAUGGCAUGCCGACAUCGCCGGCAUCCGUCUCGGAGGGUGACCUGAAGAAAUCGCUCAACUACGUGAGCUGCGAAGAUCUGCUGGAGUUUGCCGAGAAGCCAAAAGGUCGAGCCCGCGGGCUGGAGUCGGAUGAAGUGCGGAUUAUGUCCAAGGUGCUCGGGAAGAAUAUUCCACCGGAGCAGUGCUUAGUAACGCUGGACUUCAUCGACUGGGAUAUUCACAAGGCGAUAAAAUUGUGCAAGCUGCAAAACAUCCUCUCCGCAUGCAACCUCUCGCUGCAGGAAAGUCGCGAAGCGCUGGAAAACUACGAAUGGGAUCUACACACCACAGCACUCAAACUGAAAACGCGCAAAUAGUCGUUGAACACGAUACUACUGACAGUGACACCCCGAACCCAACCGAACAAAACAGCAUCAAACCAAUCAAUCCAAAUGUCUUCCCUCAGUGCAACACAGAACAAACAAGUAUUAUCCAUAGCAGCUUCUCUCUCUUUUUUCUUGUUU